Microthlaspi erraticum is the source of this 1179-nucleotide messenger RNA. NCBI's taxonomy places the organism in Eukaryota, Viridiplantae, Streptophyta, Magnoliopsida, Brassicales, Brassicaceae. The record is from the annotation of a GenBank genome assembly.
AUGGAGAAGGUGAACAUCGAGCCAUGUGUGAAGAUGGACACCCAAACCCUUGAUCUUCUCAAGAUAAGAGAUGAUGUCACAUGGUACAUAAGGAAGCUAGGCUUGAGCAAGCUCUUCAAGCUAGAGUGUAGUGAGUACUCACAACUCACCAAGGAGUUCCUCUCCACAGUAGCUCUUGCCUUUCCCAACCACAAUGGAGACCAACCAGCUGGUGAUGGACUCCUACUCUUCAAGAUAGGCGAUGCCAAUGGGCGCAUCUCCAUCUCAGCUCUAUGCCAACUCUUUGGACUUCCCAAUGAGACAGCACAUGACUUCAAGGAGAACUCAAAGAGGAAACAAGCUGCCUUUGCUGAUUGGACACACUUUGCCAAUGAACCAUUCUUGCCUUCAAGGUCAAAGGUGUCUAGAAUCACCCAUCCAGCCAUUCGCUAUGUGCACCGCCUCAUCUCCACCACUUUCCAAUGCAAACAAGAAGCCAACAAGGUCACAACUGAUGAGUUCUACAUCCUCACCACACCAUUCAUCAAGCAUGAGUACAAGGCCAACCUUGGACUUUUACUUGCCAAGACAUUCAUCAAUGUGAGGAAGCUAGCUCAAGACUUGGAAGGCAACAAGAAGCUUUGUGUUCGUUUUGGGAGGCUUAUCACGGCCAUAGUACUGCAUGUGGGGAUUGACAUUCCCAACUAUGAGCCACUACCCAAGCCAACCCCUUUGGAUCUCCAUGCUCUUCAGCACAUCCACUUCCUAAACCGUUGGACUAAAGACCCAACUCGCCUACGCUCAGGAGUUGUCACUUUCCAGCCCAAUGAGGAAGAGUUCUAUGUUCCAUCAAGUGAGAAACCAUCAUUCCCCAUGCUCACCUAUCGCACACUUCAGCAUGCAGUCAAGACUCAACGCCGCAUCCAAGAACGCCAUGUUCUCACUACUGGCAUGGCUGCGCACCAAGCUCUAGACCGUGUUAACAAGCUGGAGAAGAUAGUGGAAUGCCAAUCUCGCUUCAUCUCACGCCUAGUUCGUGUAGUUCGCCACAUUGCACCGGAGAGACUCUUUCGCCCUUCUUCCACCGCUAGAGAGCCAUAUGAGCCUGACCUUGGUGAGUUCUCACUAGACUCAGAGCUUGGUUCAGAAGGCGAUGACCCCAUAGAUGAGGAAGAGAGUUCUUCUCACUGCCACACAUAG